Molecule: messenger RNA, 3091 nt
Organism: Anopheles maculipalpis
Lineage: Eukaryota; Metazoa; Arthropoda; Insecta; Diptera; Culicidae
Product: calcium/calmodulin-dependent protein kinase kinase 2
Exons: 6
Coding region: 96-3053 (985 amino acids)
Biological process (GO): protein phosphorylation; intracellular signal transduction; positive regulation of protein kinase activity
Cellular component (GO): cytoplasm
Molecular function (GO): ATP binding; calmodulin binding; calcium/calmodulin-dependent protein kinase activity
Source: RefSeq, a predicted model, not a curated record
CCUCAAGGACAUAUUGGAAUGAUCAAGCGAUUAGCUAAUGUCAAUGCACUCAGCAAAUUGCAUUCGUAUCCAGAUACGGGCACGAGCCAUUUGCUAUGGCAAGCAGAGUACCGCACGCGAACGAAAUGUCUCCAACGGUACAAACGGAAGCGGACAUCGAGUUGGCAGUAGCGGUCAAAGUAGCUGAAGUAGAAGCGGACGAUCGUAAGGAAGAUCGCAAGCUGCCGGGUAUCUGCCAGCUGUCGCACGGCCCCGGUAAUAAUGUUACGAUAGUUAUCGACGCGGAAUGUCCCAAUGUUGCCAACGAUUGUCGAACGGGGAACAACAGUAGCAACAGCAGCAGCGGCAACCGCAACAACAACAGUGCUAGUAUGAAAUGUCUCAACUUUUCCACAUCGUCCCCAUCUGUCAAGGGUUGCAUUUUGCCGACGAACGCCGUAACGGGAACGCACGGGACGCAGGACUCCACAUUAGAUAGUGCAAAGUGUAAUCAAUUCGUAAAUCAUAGCUUUAGCUGCAGGGAGCUGAUGGGUACCAGCGGUUCCGUGGUGGUCGUCAGCGAAGGUGCUGCACCGCACCCGGAGCGGAUGGAAUUGGCCCGCGGAUUUGCGGAUGUGGUCCGUGUGUCAACGAGCGUCCCGCAGCCCGUAACUAUCCGGUGUUCCGAGCAGGGCACGGCGACAGGUACUAGCUUCCACUAUGCGACAGCAGCGGCCGUGGCGGCUGUAGCGAUGACCGCGGCAGCAGCAGCGGCUGCCGCCGUUUCCUCCAGCAGUAGACCAUCCAUCCAUUGUAGUUCCGCAUCCGGUGACGGUAUCCCUUUGCCACCACCAACACUACCCAUCGGUGAACCAAUGGCGCCCGCCAACAACCCUGUCGGUGAUCCCGUGCUUUACCAUCCCACGAUAACCAUCAGCGACCAUAACGUUGACGCAACGACUACCACUACUACAACUAAUCCUAACCGUACUAACCCGACCGUGCAUGAGCGUGAGGAUGUGGACCCCACUACUACCAAACCCUGUGAUAAAGACCACCAUCACCACCAUCAUGAUUCUAAUCCAACUACCGUUGUUAUGCCUUUCGUGUCCACUAACGUGCCGCUCGAUGCAGAUCGAUGCGACGAAACGACCAGCGUCCCAUCAUCCGUCGGCAACCAUCAAUACCAUCAUCCCUUCGUAACCACUACCACCACUACUACCGAUGCUACCAGUGUUACCAUUUCCAACGCCAUGCCCAUCACUAACACGGUACCGGGAAGGUGCAGCAAACCGCCGCUCCAUAGCUACCAGCAGCACUACCAAAGCUAUCAUCACCACCAGCAGCAUCAGCACGGGCCACCGUUUUCCGCCGACGUUGGUGCUGCGGGUGCUGGCGGUGGUGCAGUGCCGAUGGUAGCGGGCGGUGGAACGUAUCGGUCGCAUAGUGCACGCUUUAUGACGCAGCACAUUAAAAUACUUCCCAAAACUCAAUCCCUCGAUUUGGCAGAUAAUGACGACAUGCUGGAAGCGUCCAAUCGGUCCGAAUCGCAGCUCGAGAUUAGUGCCGCCGGUAUCGUACCGCCCGGGCUGAAAGGGCGCGUACUGCCCAAGCUGCAAACGCUCGAUCAAACGAGCCGGCCGAUUUAUCCGAACGUGCCGUACAGUCCGUACAACAGCCCGUACGGUAGCCCUCGCAGCGGUCGACGGCGAACGCCGUUGCGCGAAUCGAGACGCGUAUCGAUUGAGCAGUCGGGCAGUUUUUUGCAGCUGAACCAGUACAAGCUGCUGGAUCAGAUCGGACAGGGUUCGUACGGUUUGGUAAAGUUAGCGUACUCGGAAGAAGACUCCACACACUACGCGAUGAAAAUCUUGUCCAAACGAAAGCUGCUCCGAAAGGCGGGCCUGAUGCGACGUGGGCCGAAACGUGGUACGUCUCCACUGGAUCGGGUGUACCGUGAGAUUGCCGUGCUGAAGAAGCUGGACCAUCCGAACGUGGUGAAGCUGGUGGAAGUGCUGGACGAUCCGCUGGAGGAUUCGCUCUAUCUAGUCUUCGAGUUGGUGCAACAGGGCGAAGUGUUGAGCAUACCGACCGACACACCCCUGAGCGAGGAACGUGCCUGGAAUAUUUUUCGAGACGUGCUGCUGGGCGUCGAAUAUCUCCACUAUCAGCGAAUCAUCCACGGGGACCUGAAGCCAGCCAACUUGCUGCUUUCCGAUUCUGGCAGUGUGAAGGUAGCCGAUCUGGGCGUUUGCAACGAGUUUCUCGGCGAGGAUGCGGCCAUGAACAACGGCUCAACGGCAGGGACACCGGCAUUCCGUGCGCCGGAAACGCUCCUACCCGGGCAACACUUCUACAACGGUAAGGCGGCCGACAUUUGGGCGCUCGGGGCCACACUAUUCUCGCUGGUGCACGGUAACGUACCGUUCAUUGCCACCUCGGUUCCGGGGGUGUACGAGAAGAUCAAAAACGACCCACUGGAGUAUCCGGCAAAUAGCAGCAUCAGCGUGGAGCUACGUGAUCUUAUCAACCGUAUGCUGGACAAGGAUCCGCAGCAACGUAUCACGCUGCCCCAGAUUAAGGAGCACGCCUGGCUUACCAAGAACGGUAGCGUGCAGCUACCGACGGAGGAAGAAAACUGUCGGCUGGUGCAGAUCAACGACGAGGAUAUGAACAGUGUGGUCAAGAGCAUACCGAAGCUGGACACGCUAAUACUCAUCAAGACGAUGCUGAAGAAGCACUCGUUCCAGAAUCCAUUCACCAAAGGCAUAUCGGGCCGGGCACCGCAGGCGGGUGGUUCGCGGCUCGAGCGUUUCUGUCGCUCGGGACGUUCCAACUCAGCGCCCGGAGAUUAUCACACCUCCGAACGCCAACCUUCCAAUGAAUCACUGCUUCCGUCAGUUACGGAAGGCGUGACGAGUCCGCUUGGCAGCCCGGAUCCUACCACCGGCAGCCUCAUCUCCGAGCUGGACAGUCUCACGCUACGGUCGGACAUGUCCAAUGCAUCCUCCAGUACCAACAACGAUACGACCACUACCACUACGGUAAAAAUUAUCACCACUCCGCCCGAGUAGCCGUUUGCCGUAGACAAAUGUAGGCACAGUGCGCUUCG